Messenger RNA from Pneumocystis carinii B80, 1633 nucleotides. RefSeq lists its product as hypothetical. Bases 41 to 1588 code for a protein of 515 amino acids. The transcript has 5 exons. Lineage: Eukaryota; Fungi; Ascomycota; Pneumocystomycetes; Pneumocystales; Pneumocystaceae. The record is from RefSeq and is a predicted model, not a curated record.
GGGGGUACCUUUUUUUUUUUUUUAAAAAGGCGUUUAAAACAUGCCAUUAACAACUUUUCGAGAUGAAAAUAUUAUAGUUAUUCAUAUUGGAUCUUAUAGAACGCGUGCAAUUCUUGGUCUUUCUGAGUCAUUAACGCCGCCAACAGUGAAGAUUUUAACACGGGUGGGUAUUCGUAGAGGACAGAAUAAUGGGGUUACGGGGGAAAAUACAGAGGAAAAGUAUCUUGUUGGAGCAGAACUUUGUGAGGCAUUGAUUUCUGACCGAAAUAUUGAGAUAAUUUGGCCUAUUAAGCGGGGGAUCGUGAAGAAUUGGAAAGCAUUAGAAGCAAUUUGGAGUUAUAUUCUUUAUAAACUAUUGAAUAGACCGUAUCCUCCUCAGCCGAGAACAUUUGUAAAUCCAGUUUAUUUAAUUGUACCACCUCAAUGGAAUUUUAGAGAUAAAGAACUUGCAACACGUAUUUUUUUUGAAGAGCAUCUUGUUGCAGGAUUUGCAAUUGGUAAUUCUAGUGUUCUUCCGUUGUAUGCAAUGGGACAUCUUUCAGGUCUUGUUAUACAUAUUGGUCAUGAAAAAACAGACAUUACUCCAAUAUUGGAUGCACAAGCAAUUGCUCCGGCAAGAGUAACAAUUCCUAUUGGUGGAAAAGAUAUAACAGAGUAUCUUUAUUCUUUGCUUUUAUCAUCUCCUCCUAUUUUGAAAGAAACUAAUAUGCCUCUUCUUCCAGAAGAGAUUACACUUGAGCUUUCUGAAAAGAUAAAGUAUUCAAAUAUUGUUGAAGUUAUUGUAGAAAAUGUUCAAGAUUCUUUUCAAAAGCUAUUAAAUAGAGAAAACGAUAAUUUACAGCUUCCAGAUAGUAGUAUGGAUGGUGUAGAAGAUGUAGCAUCAAUUGUUGCAAGUGGUAAAACAAGAGAAUAUUUAGCUCAAAAAGAAGCAGAAAAAAAUCAAAGUAAAAAAGGUCAAAAGGCUGAAAAUAUUGUAUUAGACAACAAAGAAAUGAAUUAUAAUCAAUUUACAAUGGAUAAUAAUCAAGUUAUAUUAGUUGGAAAAGAAAGAUUCAAAUUGUGUGAUUUCUUUUUUAAUGAUGUUAAAGAUGGAAGACUUGAUAUUCUUAAUGCUGUCUAUAUAGCAAUAAAUAAUCCUAGUAUUGAAUCAAAUAGGCGUGCUGAACUUUGGGAAAACAUUGCUAUUGUUGGUGAAGGGUCAAGAAUUACAGGAUUUAAAGAACGUAUUUUUUCAGAUUUAACUCAGAAAUUUGUUUCUGUUAUUGAAAAUUCUUCUCAGAAACAUCAUAAUCUACCUAUACCAACAUAUACAACUCCCAAUACAUCAUCAACAUUAAAUCCUAAUUCAAGUUAUUUGGUCUAUCAUAAUCCACCAAUUAUUUUUCCAUCAACAAUUCGACUUGCAAAGAUACCUGAUUUCUUUCCUGAAUGGAAACCAGACAGAAAUCCCAAUGCAGUCUUAGAAGAAGCAUGUUUUCUUGGUGGAGAAAUUGUUGCUAAAUUAUCUUUUAAUGAUCCAAGUUCAAAAAAUUAUAUGGGAAGAGGCGAAUACAAUGAAAAUGGUCCACCUUAUAUUAACGAUAUAUGAUUACACAUAUAAGAGAUAAAUCUAUUCUAUAACUACAAUUUAUAU